AUGUUCAUUUGCAUAGCUAGGACUUUGGCUCGAAGUCCCGUGCGACGUUUAGGGCGACCGGUUCGACUAAAUUUGCGAAUAGCAUAUUCUUCCAAAACCAAACCGCAUCCAACUACUUCUAAGGAAGAAGAACCUACUUUCUUUGAAGAAAACUCCGAAAAUAACAAGAAUAGUAUUCCAUUCAAAGACAAGUUGUCAAGCUUUAUAGUUAACUUCAUUAAGCAAGAGUCGCAGGCAUUGGCAUCUUCAUUUGACAACGAUCUUCUCUAUGGAAAUGCCAUAGAUGUCAAUACAGACUACAGUAUCAUUCUCGAGCCACAACUUCAGAGCGAAAUAGACAAUGCCUUGGAUAACUACAACAAGCUCUUUAUACUAUUGUCACAUAACCCGAUAUCCAUUCCUGCUCAGGCAUAUUUGCAUUUUUUGGAGAAAAUUGACACUCCCCUAGAUCUGAAACUUAGGUCUCUUUUGUUGAAGAGACUUCUAUACCACCAGCAGUAUGAAACGUGCUGGCGGAUUUGCAUAGACACAUAUACUUCUUUGACUGAUAUUGAAGAUUUCAUAGACUUGGCAGCUGUAAGUUUAAGGGAGAACAACAAUUCCACCUUUGGGCUAAAUCUGCUUCUUGUUGCUUCCCAUUCUCAGGUGUUCAACCAGAGACUUCAUAACCAUAUACUUGACACCCUAAGUUUCAAGUUCAAGAUUCCUCGUCCAGAUCUUGAACAUAAAUUGAGUUUCUAUGACGAGCUCCAGACGAUGCAGACCCUAGAAGAUUUGGCGUUAUUUAGGGAGAAUAAUGGGCUGUAUAUGUCAAAUGAUGUCGACUACGAAGUCAUGUAUUUACGAAAACACAUUCUGCUCAUCCGGAGCGAUACAAGCAUAAAAGUGAGCGACUGCUACGGUUUGCUUCACGAAAGAGAAAACUUGGUUAGAAUGCCAGGUUGGCUCAGUUUCAUUUCACCAUCAUUCUUGGGAUCCACGACAUUGAAUAAUGCUGUAGGAUCUUUAGUCUCAACCCCAUCCAUAUCUACGAAAAUCGUAGAAAGCAUCAAUCACAUAUUGAGGACAAACAAACAUAUUGGACUCAACGAAGCUGAUGUCGUGUACAUACUUAAUUCACAGGCCAAUAUUAAGGCCUACAACAUCUACCUGUUAUAUAUUGCAUCCAAUCCCCUGUUGCCCAACAAGCGGAUUGUCAACCUUCUCAUGGCACAAGUUAUUUUACAACUACAUUACGUUCAGAUUCGGUCGAUACUCUUUCGUCACUACCAAGUCCUAGACGACGAUGUCUUGGUUGAGGCAUUGGUAAGAGUAUUGGGAGAGUCUACUAAAGACUUUGAAGAGAUUAUAGGUAAACUCUUCAAGAACUCUACUUUUUCACAAUCACUAACAAUUUCUACUACUAUUGUCGACUUAGCUGUUAACUCUGGCUACUCGGUGUCACAGAUUGAGCGAAUGUUGCUCAUUUUCCACGGGUUCGACAAGUCUGGCAAGUUGUUAGGAAACUUACUCAAGUCUGAGACACUCCUGUCAUAUUCUGAACAACAACAUAUAGAACUAUACUCCAAAUUAAUCAUGGCACCAGAGAUUAGCUCGACCAAGACGCUACUUGAAUUGAACCGUUGUAUACUUCGCCGUGGUUUGAUUGAGGAGACGUUGAUAAGUGGCAUUCUUGAACGAGUACUCAAUAGCACCCUACGAAAAGAUUUCAUCUUGGCAAGAGCUCGCGAUCUGAAAAGAAAACUUCCCCAGGGUUUCCAACGUAUUCACAUGUUAGCCAAUGUGAGUGAGCGAGCCAAUUUCCACAACUCACUCAGAGCCUUGGGCCAGACCUAUUCUCUCUUAGGUGCUAAAGACAUGGCACGAGUUGUGGACAUCACCAGCAACUAUAUCUUCUCGCGCCACUUCACGUUUUGUAGAGACAAGUUUGGGCGUGAUUACUUGAUUAAUAAUGUCGUAUCUGAGAUGAUGCGAUUUGUAGAACGAGAAUCACGUACAAAGCCGAAAGAAACGAUUUUCAAAGUCAGAGACUUGUUAACAGAGUUGAAGAGCGACUCCAAGGUGAUCCGGUGCCAUUUGUUCAGAAUGAUGGUAAGAGAGGAUCCUUCAAAGGCGAUACAGUUGCUUCAGUUCUACAGUGACAACAAGUCCAGCUUGGCUGGGAUCAUACCGUAUAUGAUUUCGGGAAUUCUUUCUACAGAGAAGUUGGAGAAGAAUCGCAAACUUCAGGUUCUAGAUCGAUUCCUUUCUGAGCUUGUGGUUUUGGGAUACAGGCAUAGAAUUACGCAGAAGACGGGCCACGAGUUGGUGAGACUCUUGAAACAGGAUAGUGUUUCAGGCAAAGCGCUUACGCCGCAGCUGGUGAGCUGGAUUCUUGAGUUUUCACGUAACAAUAAGGCUCUUAACAGAGUGCUACAAGUACAUUUCCGCAGAGACAAAAAGAACACGUUGUAA
Messenger RNA from Scheffersomyces stipitis CBS 6054, 2454 nucleotides. RefSeq lists its product as uncharacterized. The record is from RefSeq and is a predicted model, not a curated record. NCBI's taxonomy places the organism in Eukaryota, Fungi, Ascomycota, Pichiomycetes, Serinales, Debaryomycetaceae. The transcript has a single exon. Bases 1 to 2454 code for a protein of 817 amino acids.